Messenger RNA from Dufourea novaeangliae, 852 nucleotides. RefSeq lists its product as uncharacterized. Lineage: Eukaryota; Metazoa; Arthropoda; Insecta; Hymenoptera; Halictidae. The record is from RefSeq and is a predicted model, not a curated record. The transcript is spliced from 4 exons. Bases 1 to 852 code for a protein of 283 amino acids.
AUGAAUCGGUACGGAAGUUGUUUCCUCCUUUUAAUAUUGUGCAUCGUGGCGAGUGAUUAUCAAGUUAGUUCAGACGGAAAAUCUUUGUUGCGGAGGAGGCGCUACGUUGUUUUUCCAGAAGGUUCGACUUUCUCCGUCGCGCUUUGCCUAACCGUGCACACUUUGACACCGGAUACCAUUUUCACGGAGGGCGUGAAUUGGGGCAUCUCGUACGAUUUGCCAAACGAAAGCAAGCCGGCCCUCGAGCCCUUUUUGCAGCUCCGACAGGAUCAUAUUAAAUCUGUUAAUAAGUACAGUAGUUACGCGAGCAACAUGCUCGACAAAAACGCAGCGGCCGAUCGACCGGUGGCGACCGGUUGGAACAGCUACGACAAGUAUUACUUCAAGCCUGACAAAAGAAAAUAUUACAAAGCUAAUCAUUAUUAUCUGCAAAGAAGACAUCGUAGAGACCUCUAUAACAAACUGGAAACCAUCAUGAACGCGAUGAACUUUGAUGGGAGAACGUGCGUGCUUCGGGCACUCUGCGAGGCCUCCCAGCGUCUGAUGCCGAAAGGGAACACUCUCGUCGAGGAGAUGAUGAGGAUAUCAUUCUCGUUCCCUUUGAAGCGUCUAUUCUUAUUCGAGCCGGAGGAACAUCAUACGUACGGCAAGGCUCAUAAGGCGGGCCACGAGGGCGAAGAUUGCGCCAGCAUGUUCGCUGGUUGCAGUUUCUCCCUCAUCGACAUGGCCCUCGGGAAAUACGACGCGGCACGGACACGGGAGUCUCCACUUCCGGCCGGAUACGCCGGAUACGACGGGGCAACCGAUGCGGUACGCUCUUACGGAGAGUGGACGAGGUACAACAUGAAAUAA